AUAAGCAAAGAAAAGUUGGCGUCUGACUUGGUUUGUCUACUGGACGAAGCUUCUCGGCCUCGGGACGUUGCUGCUCUGAAAGCGGAAAUAGAGUCAUACUUCAUUGUUGGAGGAGCCCGCAUCGACAUGAUAGGAAAAGUUAUGGAGCUUGAUAACAAUAUUGGAACUUACAACUUUGAUAUUCCAAUGCUCGAAGAGACUGAAACAGGAAUUAUAGAAGCCGGCAAGUCGCAAGGUAUAUGAGAUUGCGAUUUUAGGGUCUUUUGUCUAACGCUCUUUACAUAUCUCAUCUAUGAUUAAGUAUUUAAGUUAUUGUUUAUAUAUUAUUUCAAUUUAUGUUAGACAAUGCACAAUGGAAAGGUUUAGGAAAUGGCUAAAUUUUAGUCAUUUUAUAAAUAUAUCUGUUUAUUAGCUAACAAAUUGUACAUGGAUACAUGCAUACAGUAUUAUUUUAUAUUUCUAAUCAGUCGAUUAAUUACUUUUUAACCAGGGUCUCGCACUCUCGCGAAGUCUCUAAUUUACCAGAUUCUACACUCCUUAAACUGCCUAUAAUCAUAACAAAUGAAAAGUGAUUUUGCAUAUAAAUUGUCGGUGAAGUAUUGAAUAGUAUCAGGAAAAGUUAUUGUCAUUAUCAAUUAUUAUAGUAGAAGCUUUUUCUGUAAUUGUGAGAAUAUUAUUAGAGAAGACGCUUAUUUCUAUUCUGAAGGCACAUUAAGCACUGACCUCCGACAGACCUUCACGGAUAAUCUCCUCAGCACAUACAAACAGCUGGAAAGAUCAUUUAUGAUAAAGCUUUAUGAACUUCAGAAAGCCCUU
This is a messenger RNA of Porites evermanni, 816 nucleotides long. The record is from the annotation of a GenBank genome assembly. Lineage: Eukaryota; Metazoa; Cnidaria; Anthozoa; Scleractinia; Poritidae.